This is a messenger RNA of Camellia sinensis, 1572 nucleotides long. RefSeq names its product gibberellin 2-beta-dioxygenase 2. NCBI's taxonomy places the organism in Eukaryota, Viridiplantae, Streptophyta, Magnoliopsida, Ericales, Theaceae. The record is from RefSeq and is a predicted model, not a curated record.
AGUUCACAGUUCAAACUCCAAACAUUAAAUUCUCUCUUCCAUUUCAUUCCUCCUAUCUAGCUUCCAUAAGAUAAUUCCUUCUUUUACCACAUCCACUACUAUUAUCCUUUACUAAAAAUUUUAAAUUAAAUUAUGGUUGUUCCAUCUCCAACUCCUUCGUUACGAACCAAAAAGACGAGGGCUGUGGGAAUUCCCAUCAUUGAUCUCUCUCUGGAGAGGUCUGUGUUGAGCCAGAAAAUUGUACAAGCUUGUGAAGAAUAUGGUUUCUUCAAGGUGGUGAACCAUGGUGUUCCCAAGGAGAUCAUUUCCAGUGUGGAAAAAGAAGCCUCUGACUUUUUUGCCAAAAGGAGUUCGGAGAAGCAAAGAGCAGGGCCACCAAGUCCUUUUGGUUAUGGCUGCAAAAAUAUUGGCUUCAAUGGCGAUAAGGGUGAGCUUGAGUAUCUUCUCCUUCAAACCGACCCUGCUUCCAUUUCUGAGAGAUCUAAAGCUAUCUCCAAUAACCCAUCAAAGUUCAGCUAUGUUGUGAAUGAUUAUAUACAAGCCGUUAGGGACCUCUCAUGUGAAAUUUUAGAUCUAAUAGCUGAAGGCUUGUGGGUUCCAGACAAUUCUGUUUUCAGUAAGCUCAUCAGAGAUGCCCAUAAUGACUCUUGUUUUAGGCUCAAUUACUACCCUCCUCUCAAGCAUUUUAGGGAGCUAGAAUUAUCUCCAAAACUUAAUCCAGACACGCGUAUGGGAUUUGGAGAGCAUACUGACCCUCAAAUCUUGACUAUCUUGCGAUCAAAUGAUGUUGGAGGCCUUCAAAUUUGUUUAGAUGAUGGGUUGUGGGUUCCAGUCCUUCCUGAUCCUAAUGUAUUUUGUGUGUUCGUGGGUGAUGCUUUAAAGGCUAUGACAAAUGGAAGGUUUGUGAGCGCAAGCCACAGAGUACUUGUGACAAACACAAUCAAACCCAGAAUGUCAACAAUAUAUUUUGGGGCUCCACCCCUUGAUGCCUACAUCUCUCCGAUUCCAGAGUUGGUAUCACCCCAAAAACCAAGUCUCUACAAGCAUUUCACUUGGAGUGAAUUCAAGAAAACUUUCUAUUCUCUACGUUUGGGAGACUGUCGUCUCGACCUCUUCAAGACUCUUAUGUGCAGUGACAAAACUUCGUCAUGUUAACGAAUAAUGUCACUAAUACUCUGUGCACGGUAAAAGAAAAUAAAUACAGAACAAUGCAUAGAAAAAUCAACGAGUGAUCUAAAUUUAUUCUGGGAAUAGAAAUUUUAUCUCUCUAUCGACUCAAAUUUGAUCAUGCUCUGAUGUCAGCAGGUACGUAGAAUGUAGAGGACAUAGACAUGAUAGAGAACAAGUCUUUUGUAUAUUAAAGUCAUAUAGAAGUUGAAGGGUGUUUGUAAGUCAUUAAUUUCGAGGGGGGCAUUUUUUUGUUCCUAGAGUGCUUCCCCCAUGUGUUUUCAUUUAUGCUACAAGUGAGAAAUGAUUUGUACUCGUUAGGAGAAAUUCAUGUAAAAGUACUUCAGUUUGAAGAAAUUCAUGUAAAAGUUAUGGUGUGAAUUUAUGAAAAUGCAUAUUCUUGUA